Messenger RNA from Botrytis byssoidea, 2163 nucleotides. RefSeq lists its product as uncharacterized. The transcript is spliced from 8 exons. Bases 1 to 2163 code for a protein of 720 amino acids. Gene Ontology annotation, molecular function: protein binding. Gene Ontology annotation, cellular component: cytoplasm. Gene Ontology annotation, biological process: cell surface receptor signaling pathway; cytoskeleton organization. The record is from RefSeq and is a predicted model, not a curated record. Lineage: Eukaryota; Fungi; Ascomycota; Leotiomycetes; Helotiales; Sclerotiniaceae.
AUGACAAACUCAUAUCCUUCGGGCUCACCGGGGGUUCCAGACUCCGGCAUGCCUACUGGAGCUCCCGGUUUCAUGCCUCGAAGAUCCUCAUAUGCCUCUGUUGUAUCUGGUAUAGCUGCCGGGAACUCUCAACAAUAUGGACAACCUUCAAGACCCGGCCAUUUCGCGAAUCUCCUAAAUUCGAACACACACAUGUUGAAUCAACAACAUGAUUCCAUUUACUACGAUCCAAAUUAUAAUGGGCGAUACGGAUAUGGGGCAUUCGCUGGGUUUGAUGAGGAAAAUAGUAAUGGCGGGGUCAAUCAAGGACGAUCAGGAUCAUGGGGUAGAGGAGGACAACUGCCAAGUUUCUCAAGCGCUUUUGGUUCACUCGCAAAUGAGUUUUCCUCACUCCCGAACGGGCAUGGGUACGGUGGAUUUGGUGGGAAUGCGGACCAUUUCUUUGUGCCCUCGUAUCUGAGGGGAUCGAAAUAUGUGCAAAAGUUAGAGGAAGCGCACAAGGCAAAGGUCCUGGCGCAUAGAGAUGGGUCAGCCCCGUCAUCACAACCAAAUUCUCUAUCAACUAGUGCUAGCAGUGUUAAUCUACAUGCAAAGAUGGUCCCUUCGCAUCGAGGUAGACCUUAUGACCUCGUCGAAAAAACUCCCCUCAUCGAAGAUGAAACCUUAUCCCCAUUGCCAAGUAAAUGGAGCACAACAGACAAAUUUGGAGCAUUGGAAGUCACAAGUGACGGCUUUGAAGUGAAAUUGACGGGCCCGAAAUCCAUGAACGAUCGAGAUAAUGAGGCAUCUGCCAUCAGAUCCGAUCACCCCAUGCCUCCCCAGUGUGGAAUUUAUUACUUCGAGGUAACAAUUUUGUCGCGGAAGCGAGAAGAUAGCUCUAUUGGUAUUGGAUUUUCUACCAAAAAAAUACCCUUAUCAAGAUUACCGGGAUGGGAACCUGAUUCUUGGGCAUAUCAUGGUGACGAUGGCCAUGGGUAUGCUGGUGCAAGUGUUGGAAAAGCUUACGGCCCAUCAUUUUCCACAGAAGAUGUAAUAGGUUGCGGAGUCAACUUUUCAACUGGUGUUGCCUUCUUCACAAAGAAUGGAGAUCAUUUAGGUAUCGCAUUCCGAGAUGUAACUGGAAGGGGCGAGCUUUUUCCAUCUGUAGGUAUGAAGAAACCCGGCGAGCAUAUUAGAAUAAAUUUCGGGCAAAGUCCAUUCGUCUACAACAUAGAUGAAAUGAUUUUGCACGAAGAACGUCGGAUUAAGAAUGAGAUCGCUUCCACCAGUACUACAAAACUUCAACCACCAUUGAAUGAAACGGAAUUGAUCCAAUCUUUGGUUCUACAAUUUCUAACACACGAUGGCUAUGUCGAAACGGCAAGAGAAUUUGCGAAUGAAGUUCACUCUGAAAAGAAGGCUUUGAACAUGGAUCCUAAUGUUACCAUACCAGGAUUCGAUAUCAAAGAUGAUCAAGAUGCUAGCAAUAGGCAACGCAUACGCACAGCAAUAUUAGAAGGGGAUGUUGAACAGGCCCUCAAAUUCACUAACGCAUAUUAUCCUCAAGUUCUGAAAGACAACGAACAUGUUUACUUUCGAUUAAGAUGUCGCAAGUUCAUUGAAAUGGUUCGACAGAUGGCAGAAAUGCAUAAUUCCAAUACUACCAACAUAUCGAAGAAGAAUUCGACGCAUAAAGGGGAUUGGUAUGAUGAUAUUAUAAAUCAUGAUAUGGAACUGGAUGAUCAUCAACCCCAGGCCAACAACUGGGAUAGAAUGGAAACGGACGGCGGUGAUACUUUUGAAACCGAUUAUCAGAAUUUGCUAGCAGAUACAUUAUCAUAUGGACAGGUUCUUCAAGCAGAAUUCAAGGACGAUCCAAGAAGAGAGGUCAGCAAAGCUUUGGAAGAUGCUUUCUCGUUGAUUGCAUACAAAGACCCUAUCAAUGAGAAAACCGUCUCCCAUCUCUUGGAUCCGAGUGGAAGGGUUGCUGUAGCAGAGGAAUUGAACUCUGCUAUUCUUCUCUCCCUUGGCAAAUCGUCCUCAGCGGCUCUUGAACGUGUUUACCAACAAACCACGGUACUGUUAGAAGACCUUAGAGAAUCGGGCGGAACGGGGGCUUUUGUUAAUAUUGAUAAUUAUACGAGACCUAGGAGGAAUGAUGGCGCAAGUAGAAAUCAUAGUUAG